Molecule: messenger RNA, 969 nt
Organism: Phanerochaete carnosa HHB-10118-sp
Lineage: Eukaryota; Fungi; Basidiomycota; Agaricomycetes; Polyporales; Phanerochaetaceae
Exons: 3
Coding region: 1-969 (322 amino acids)
Source: RefSeq, a predicted model, not a curated record
AUGGCCACUGGUUUUUCACGUGUUGUAGGGUUCUCGAACCCUUACGAGUUUCUCGAAGCGGUCAAAAGCAGCGAUGACAGCUUGAUGAACCUCUCGCUCGGCGCGCUCAUGGAUAGCAUGGAUGAGCAACAAAUACGAGUGCGAAAUAUCACAGAGGAUUCCAGGACGCUUGUUGGUGUAUACGACGGAGAUGUCCUAGCGUUGACACUGGUCAAGGUCGCUAGUGACUUCCCUUGGGUUUUGGGCAGCCCGAGGGACAGGGAACUUGUACGGCCAAAUGCGAAGGCAGCAAUCUCGCGAUUAGUUUCUUUCCUUCCCAUGGUCGUCGAUCCAAAAUCGUUCGAUAACGUCCUCAGUCCCGAUUUUUUGGUGGAUGCCUUCAUAGACGCAUGGGUCUCCGGCAUGACUGCCCGCGGGCUACGCAUCGAAGCUCUUCCCACCUUUUUCCGCUCCAAAGCCUCUUUCGCUACCCUCGCUACGCUGCCCCCGUCGUCGCUAGUGCUUUCAAAGUACAGAAUAGAGCUGGCAAGCCCAGAUGAUGUGGAGACACUUGCACAUCUUUUUCUCGAUUUCUCCCGCUCGAGCCCCAACACGGCGUCUACCUGGGAAGCGAGGACGAAGAUGGACAUGUCCGUCCGGUCGGGUGAGAUAUGGGUCUGCCGAGAGCAGGGAGAGAUCGCAGGGUAUAUUGCGACAGAUCACCGACGCAAGGGCAUAGCAGAAGCGAUGACCGUGGCGAUGAUGCGGUACUUCCUUGGAGCACAGCCGCUAGGGUUUGACGGCACACCGUACGGCCCUCUCGUGAAAGGUGCCAAGGAAGAGAUUUGUUUGAAUGUCGCGGAGGAGCAUGUUAAAAGGUUGUACAAGAAAUGUGGGUUUCUGCUGGGUGAGAGCGACCGGGAUCCUGCCACGGGAAAGAAGUUAUGGUUCGCCUCAGCCUUCAGAGGUGUUAAAGUUCUCGAAGACUAA